AUGAGUCUCUCACUCGAUUCAGCACCCAAAGCUGGACAACAAGAGUGGCUAUUGCUUCCUCGAGAUUUCGCUCAGGGAGACUCGUUUUUUGACGAUGUAAUGCACCAGUUCGACAAGAGACAAUCCCAGAUUCACAGCGAAACUAUACGCUCGCUAGAGUCUCAUUCCCUGCAAAGAUCCACGCCCUCUGUUCACGCUGAUUCACCUAAUCGAUGUGCUCAUGCUGCUGCGUCAAAUGAGGUUCAGGCAUCAGAGAAGGGGGUAGAGGGGCCAGGAAGACCCAUUAGCAAAGCCCAUGCCCAGGGCAGACGUCGAUCCUCAGCUGGAGACCUUUUACGUCGUUCAUCCGCUUUUUUGCGAGCCAAAUUGGACCAGUUUAGGGGAACGCGAUCCUACGAUGGCGCAGAAAACGAUCUUGACCAAUCCUCACCACGAUCGGUGUUCAGGGACGGCGGAUCCGCAACAUCCUUACCGCCACCAUCCAAAAUUGCCAUUAAUACUACCAUAUUUCUUCCACAAGGACACGGCCACUCCAUGCCCCAACUGCAACACCAUUUGAAUACAUUCCAACCUCCUGUUAUUAAAGAAUAUCCACCUAAACCGUUAAAGUAUUCUCCUGUUGAGCCCAUGACCGAUCUUCCGUCGCCACGAACCGUCCACCACCGUAUUUCGCUUCCUGUGUUGCGCCAUGUCAGAACUCAGGAAUUUCGGAAAAACCGGAGAAAAUCCGAUACGGAGGCAACACCUGCAGCUGAGAAGACAAGAAAGACAAGAAAACUAAGAGAUCAUGUUUAA
Messenger RNA from Radiomyces spectabilis, 795 nucleotides. RefSeq lists its product as uncharacterized. Bases 1 to 795 code for a protein of 264 amino acids. The transcript is spliced from 2 exons. NCBI's taxonomy places the organism in Eukaryota, Fungi, Mucoromycota, Mucoromycetes, Mucorales, Radiomycetaceae. The record is from RefSeq and is a predicted model, not a curated record.